AUGGGUGCCGAUUUCGAAUUCGGACACGACGUUCGCGACAUCCCGAGCACAAGUUCUCUGGACUACAUGUACCAAACAGAUCACGUUUGGACACCGGUCGUCGAGCUGGUUCGACGGCUCUCGGGUCUAGCGGAUCUCGUGUUUCAGUGUCUUAGCCAGUUCCCACCCACCCUUUUGCUGGUAGUGCACGAGAAGCGAAUUGCACGCCUCCAUUUGCGAACCUGGCAUCUGCGAAGUCUCGACAAUUGGACGGUGAAAGACCCCCACGAGCUCGCGCUCAUCGGGUCAUCAAGUCUUUACAGCAUCUGGUUGUCUCCCGCUGAGUGCCUGGAACCAUACGCACGGCCAGUUGAACGAUGCCCCCAGGUGGAGGCAAUUUAUCAGAUGUUAACGACGAAAGGGUUGGCGCCCAACCUGCGCGACCUUCGCAAAUGUCACUAUCCCGAACCAGUCCCACGAGACCAUCCCUUCAUUUUCAGGGCAGAACAAAGUUGUGAGAAUGGGCUUGGGAAAGAAACUCGGCUUCUUCCCCUUCGAAACCUUCAACUUUCGCGGCCCUGCAGUUCGAGAAGUGACAUGAAUAGAGGUGAACCUUUUGAAAAGAGACAUGUUGCCGAAUGGCGAGCUCGCAUCGAUAUGUCUGCGCUUGAAAGCCUGACGUUGUUGGCGCCUCUUCGCCAAGACGCAAUCGAGAGCCUCUCGGCACUGAGCUUCCCUUUGCUGACGUCGCUAUCCCUCCAUCUCAGAGCACUAAGGGAGGAAGACUUGGAGGCAGUCGACUAUUACAAAGCGGCCAGACAUUUUCUAAGCACCCUGGCGCAGCUGAAAAGGUUGCAUCUGCUUGGAUGGAACCACGGGGUCGUCUCACUAGCCGGGCAUGACGACAACAUCUCGGGGCUUCCGAAUCACAGACUCAAAAGGUUGUGGCUUGCACCUGUAUCGCACGAAUAUGCCGCGGAUGGACAUAACUUGGGCCCGCCCCCAACAAAGCAACAGAUCAUCGAGCUGGGCAACCGCUACCCUGCUGUUGAGGACCUGUCAAUUUCGGUGAAGCGGUCGAUAGGUGAUAGGGAUGAGGUUGAUCGAUAUAGAGCUAUCGGUGGUAGCUUCAAGAUGCUAAAGAGGCUGUCGUUGGAGUUGGAUGCCUCGCCCUCGAAAUCCGUGAUUCGCAAUAGACCACCAUCGGGCCCUGCGUUUGCCACGUCCCAUUUUCAGAACAGUUUCGGCCGAAAGGUUGCGCCUGGUAAGUUGGGGCGCUACUACACCAAUGGCCACAUUAUGGAAGCUAUGGUGAAUGCUGCCGUGGAUUCUGAUUUGGCCAAAGCCAUCUUUCACACCAUCAUCCAAGCCAGCUGCGCCAGCGGUAGCACCUGCCAACUGAAAACAAUGCUACUGAGAGCCCGGGGCUUUGAAUUGUUCUGGAUACCCCAUCUCCUGUGGGAUGGGUCAUUCUGGCUAGCUGGUUCUCGAAGCAAUCUCGAGCUCGAUCGAUGGGGGCGUGGACUUCAGAGGACGUAUUUCCUUGACAACAGGGGGCUGGCAGGCACGACCAUCCGGGAGUUGGACAUUGCUUUCAAUCGGGACCGGUUGGGGGGGAUCGAAUCUGACAACUUGUUUUGGAAGAUUUUUGCAAAGUUGUGGCCGCAGGCCGUGACGGUUGGGAGUGACGGGUGGGCUACGAAGUGGAAGAGCUGGCCGCUGAAGACUGAGUAG
Messenger RNA from Podospora pseudocomata, 1713 nucleotides. RefSeq lists its product as uncharacterized. The coding region runs from base 1 to 1713 and encodes 570 amino acids. The transcript has a single exon. Lineage: Eukaryota; Fungi; Ascomycota; Sordariomycetes; Sordariales; Podosporaceae. The record is from RefSeq and is a predicted model, not a curated record.